Messenger RNA from Talaromyces rugulosus, 1080 nucleotides. RefSeq lists its product as uncharacterized. The record is from RefSeq and is a predicted model, not a curated record. Lineage: Eukaryota; Fungi; Ascomycota; Eurotiomycetes; Eurotiales; Trichocomaceae. Bases 1 to 1080 code for a protein of 359 amino acids. The transcript has a single exon.
AUGUCUUCACUCACAUUUCCUACAUCCCCAUCAGUGCAAGUCAAAAUCUCAGCACUUGAAGGAGGGCAUCUGACGUUACCAGAACGCUUAUUUGUGACCGAUGCCGACCCUGAGAAGAAAAGCACGGUUCCAUCUUUGUCAUUUUUAAUCCAGCAUCCAUCCACAUCGCAAAAUGGAACCCAGAAGAAUGAAAAUAUCGUAUUCGAUCUCGGUGUCAAAAGAGACCUGAAAGGUUAUAUGCCCGCCAUGCAAGCUCACAUUGCCAAUCGUCAACCUGUAUUAACCUCGCCCGACGUGACCGAGACCUUGAGAAAAGGGGGUCUCGACCCAGCAAAAGACAUUGACUAUGUGAUAAUGAGUCAUGUCCACUGGGACCACGUUGGUACGCCUGCCGAUUUUGAACGGGCAACUUUUGUUGUCGGACAUGGAACCUUGCAUUUGUUGGAUAACGGCGCUCCUCCGCAUUAUCCAAAAGAGAUAUUUGAUGCGGAUCUUCUUCCAAGAGAUAGAGUGUGGGAACUUCAGGCUUCUUCCUUGCCAGAAGCAAAAUUUGGCCCUGAUACCGAGUAUCUAGGAGAGAAGGCGAUGGCAGUUUCAGGGAAAAGGUGGCUUCCACUGAAAAGUGUAGCCGGUGAAGUUAUAUUUCCCGCAGUUGUCGAUUUAUUUGAUGAUGGCAGUGUCUAUCUCAUCGACAGCCCAGGGCAUUUGUUCGGCCAUAUGAAUCUGCUAGCAUGCGUGGGUCCGUCGAAAUGGGUAUACCUUGGCGGUGAUUGCUGUCACGACCCGCGCAUUCUGACAGGCGAGAAAGGGAUAGCAUUGUAUGAAGAUCCCACAAAGGCCGGCCAUACGCGCAGUGUGCAUGUCGACACGGACAUUGCGAGGACGACGCUAGAUCGAAUCAAAAAGCUACUUCCAAUCGUACAGCCUCUCAAGGCCAACGACCAAAACAUUCGAAGCAUUGCCGGCAAUGCAGUUAUAGACGGCGGAGAAGCGGUCGAGAUCGAAGUGAUUGUAGCGCAUGACAAGAAAUGGCGCGAGAAUAACCAGCAUCGUUUUUUCCAGGCGAAUGUUGACAAUUGA